Molecule: messenger RNA, 404 nt
Organism: Balearica regulorum gibbericeps (East African grey crowned-crane)
Lineage: Eukaryota; Metazoa; Chordata; Aves; Gruiformes; Gruidae
Source: RefSeq, a predicted model, not a curated record
UGCGUAAGCAGGAGAUCAUUAAGAUAACAGAGCAGCUGAUAGAAGCCAUCAACAAUGGAGACUUUGAGGCUUAUACAAAAAUCUGUGAUCCUGGCUUGACCUCAUUUGAACCUGAAGCACUGGGGAACCUGGUUGAAGGAAUGGAUUUCCAUAAGUUUUACUUUGAGAACUUACUGUCGAAGAACAGCAAGCCAAUACACACCACCAUCCUGAACCCCCACGUCCAUGUCAUUGGUGAGGAUGCUGCCUGCAUCGCGUACAUCCGCCUGACACAGUACAUCGAUGGCCAAGGCCGGCCUCGCACCACGCAAUCAGAAGAGACCCGGGUCUGGCACCGCCGAGAUGGCAAGUGGCUGAAUGUCCACUACCACUGCUCUGGAGCUCCUGCAGCACCUCUCCAGUGA